Nerophis lumbriciformis (worm pipefish) is the source of this 784-nucleotide messenger RNA. RefSeq names its product enoyl-CoA delta isomerase 1, mitochondrial-like. Gene Ontology annotation, cellular component: mitochondrion. Gene Ontology annotation, molecular function: delta(3)-delta(2)-enoyl-CoA isomerase activity. Gene Ontology annotation, biological process: fatty acid beta-oxidation. NCBI's taxonomy places the organism in Eukaryota, Metazoa, Chordata, Actinopteri, Syngnathiformes, Syngnathidae. The record is from RefSeq and is a predicted model, not a curated record.
CGGCCUGCUCCGCCAGUCAACAGCCUCAGUUUGGACUUCCUCACGGAGUUUUGCAUCAGUGUGGAGAAGCUUGAGAUGGACAAGAGCUGCCGAGGCCUCAUCAUCACCUCGAGCUUGCCCAAUGUCUUUUCGGCAGGACUGGACAUCAUGGAGAUGUAUGGCAAGAGUCCAGAGCACUGUGGAGAGUUCUGGAAAGCUGUCCAGGAGAUGUGGCUAAAACUUUACAACUCCAACAUGGUGACGAUUGCUGCCAUUAACGGCUCCAGUCCUGCAGGGGGCUGUCUGAUGUCCAUCACAUGCGAUUAUAGAAUAAUGGUGGACAAUCCACGGUACAGGAUCGGCUUAAAUGAGACGCAGCUUGGCAUCGUUGCACCUUUUUGGUUUAAGGAUACCAUGAGUAACACAGUUGGCCACCGGACCACUGAGAUGGCGCUGGCUCUGGGGCUGCUCUACAACCCAGCAGAGGCUCUGAAAGUAGGACUAGUGGAUCAAAUAGUACCAGAAGAUAAGCUCAUGACCACAACUGAGCAGACCAUGGCCAAGUGGUUGGCCAUUCCAGACCACGCCAGACAGAUCACCAAGUCCAUGAUGAGGAAGCCGACGCUUGACAAGCUUGUGUCCAAACGAGAGGCCGACAUCCAAAACUUUGUGGGUUUCAUCACCAAAGACUCCAUCCAGAAGUACCUGCGUGGGUAUCUUGAGAUGCUCAAAAAGAGGAAGGCUUAGUGAGAACAGGGAAGGAAGCAAAUGAAGGGAAUCGGCUGUACGUCAGUUUCAUUUUCAC